AUGGGGAAAAUGUAUGUGGGGAAGUUGAUAUUUCGCUAUUCUAGAAAUAGGAAUUUCCAGAAAGUGACACCCAAGAUUUCUCCCUACCGCCUUUUAAGCAGGAAAGUUUAUUCCAAGUGCUUCGAAGAGGAAAAGCCAGUUUCUAAAGUUAUUUGUAGUCGGGAAUCUGCUUUUGUACACGCCAUCUCCUCCGCUGGAGUUGUUUUUGCCAUCACCAGGGCAUGCAGCCAAGGGGAGCUGAAAUCCUGCUCCUGCGAUCCCAAGAAGAAAGGCUCUGCCAAGGACACCAAGGGCCACUUCGACUGGGGUGGCUGCAGCGAUAACAUUGACUACGGCGUUAAAUUUGCCAGAGCCUUCGUGGACGCCAAGGAACGGAAAGGAAAAGACGCGAGAGCGCUGAUGAACCUUCACAACAACAGAGCUGGAAGGAAGGCCGUGAAGCGGUUUCUGAAACAGGAGUGCAAAUGUCACGGCGUGAGUGGAUCGUGCACCCUGAGGACCUGUUGGCUGGCCAUGGCAGACUUUCGGAGAACGGGAGAUUAUCUGUGGAAGAAAUACAACGGAGCAAUUCAGGUGGUCAUGAAUCAAGAUGGCACGGGUUUCACCGUGGCUAAUAAGAGGUUUAAGAAGCCAACUAAGAAUGACCUGGUAUACUUCGAAAGCUCUCCAGACUACUGUAUCAGGGACAGGGAUGUAGGGUCCCUCGGGACAGCCGGUCGGGUUUGUAACCAAACCUCCCGCGGCAUGGACAGCUGCGAAGUGAUGUGCUGCGGGAGAGGCUACGACACCUCCCGCGUCAGCAGAAUGACAAAAUGCGAGUGCAAAUUCCACUGGUGUUGUGCUGUGCGCUGCCAGGACUGCCUAGAAGUGGUAGAUAUUCACACCUGCAAAGCGCCGAAGAGCGCUGGCUGGAUCUCCCGGACUUGA
This is a messenger RNA of Opisthocomus hoazin, 927 nucleotides long. NCBI's taxonomy places the organism in Eukaryota, Metazoa, Chordata, Aves, Opisthocomiformes, Opisthocomidae. The record is from RefSeq and is a predicted model, not a curated record.